Molecule: messenger RNA, 2081 nt
Organism: Lycium barbarum (goji berry)
Lineage: Eukaryota; Viridiplantae; Streptophyta; Magnoliopsida; Solanales; Solanaceae
Product: protein NRT1/ PTR FAMILY 5.8
Exons: 6
Coding region: 324-1934 (536 amino acids)
Biological process (GO): transmembrane transport
Cellular component (GO): membrane
Molecular function (GO): transmembrane transporter activity
Source: RefSeq, a predicted model, not a curated record
CUUCUUUCAGUUGCAUAUUUAUCUCUGCAUAUCAGUGUCCAUGACUAUGAUGUCACACAGCUUCAAUUAAACAGCUUAGCAAAUCCCGCGAGGAACAAUUAAAAUGAUCUAUAAUCAUCGACUAAUUUACCGAUGAUCAAGCAUUUAAUUGGAGCAUCUAAUUGGCGCAUCGCAUUUCCGCCUUCUUUGUGUGAUUAAAGUUUAAAACAGUGACUGAAAUACUGAGAGCAAAUGAAAGCAGCAACAACAUAUAAUUAAGGAGCCUUGUUAUCUUCUCCAACAUUUCUCAUUUUCACUAAACCUUUCUUUCUGAAUCUCCCUUCAUGGCUGGAGGACAAAGUCGAAGAAAGCUCAACAAACCAUGUAUUCUCCUCAUAGUGAUAGCGGGAAUGGAGAGAUUUGCAUUCAAAGGAGUGGCGUCAAACUUAGUGACAUAUUUAACAGAUGUGGUUAAAAUGAGCAAUUCAGCUGCGGCAAAGAUGGUUAACAAUUGGAUUGGUAUUACGUCUAUGCUGCCACUGCUGGUUGCUCCACUAGCUGAUUCUUAUUUGGAUCGUUACACCACUGUGUUGGCUUCUUCUUCUUUAUAUUUUGCCGGUCUUUUAGCUUUGACAUCAUUAGCAUUACACUGGCCAUGGACUUCUACGGACAAAUCGGGUUUCUCGUCAUCCUUACAAUGGUCUCUGCAUUUAAUUUCACUAGGCCAAGCGGGUUACAACCCGUCCUUACAAGCUUUUGCAGCGGACCAAUUGGAUGACGAAGAGGAAUUGCCAUGUACAAAAAAUGACCAGAGCACCAAGAAGAAGAGCACAUUUUUCCAGUGGUGGUAUUUUGGCAUUUGUUGUGGCAGUCUACUUGGAGUUUCUGUCAUGUCAUACAUACAGGAUACAUUAGGAUGGGGAUUAGGUUUCGCCAUUCCCUCUAUUGCCAUGAUAGUAUCGGUUAUAGUCUUCAGAUUUGGAAACCGAUUUUAUACACACAACAACGAUGGCGAAAUUAUUCAUAUCAAGUCACUGGGUGAUAUAGUUAAAUCUAUUAGAGCGGCUACGUCAAGAUUGACCUGUGGUGAGAUCGCUGUACCACAUACCAAUAAGUCAAAGGCUGUUGAGAUCGAACUUGAAAAUACACCACUCUGCCAACAAGAUUCAGGCAGCAUCGAGGGUGCCGAUAAAAAAACAGAGAAUGGGGUGGUCAAAAUUUUAAAAGUAAUACUACCUCUACUGCCAGUAUGGACUAUGCUUCUGAUGUUUGCUGUGAUUUUUCAACAACCUGCAACAUUUUUCACUAAACAAGGUAUGACAAUGAAGAGAAACAUUGGAAGCAACUUCCGAAUUCCACCAGCUGCUCUUCAAAGUUCAAUCACCAUAUCUAUAAUCCUUCUCAUGCCUCUGUACGACACGUUCUUUAUCCCCUUCAUUCGUGUUUUGACACGCAAUGAGAAAGGUAUCACUGUGAUGCAGAGAAUGGGAAUAGGUAUGUUCCUUUCAGUAAUAGCAAUGAUAAUUGCAGCUGUUACCGAAAGAAAAAGACUAGAUAUUGCCAGAAAUAUGGGGACUUCAACUUUAGAAGAUGUGCCAAUGAGCAUAUUCUGGUUGCUGCCUCAAUACAUUCUCUUGGGAAUUUCAGAUAUAUUCACAGUUGUUGGUAUGCAAGAGUUCUUUUAUUCUGAAGUUCCAAUAAAUAUGAGAACUUUAGGUAUAGCCCUUUAUACUAGUGUAUUCGGGUGUGGUAGUUUCUUCAGCUCAUUCCUUAUAACCGUGAUUGAACAUUUGACAAGUUCAAUAGGAGAAAAGCAGAACUGGUUCGCCGAUGACAUGAGAAAGGCCCGUUUAGAUAACUACUACUGGUUUCUGGCCUUGUCAAGUGCUGCCAGUUUCUUGAUGUUUAUGAUUUUCUGUCGAUUUUAUAGGAGCAGGACAGUUACAGUUAUCUGAGUGUUGUAGUGACUGAUUGCUUGUUAUUGUCGAAUGCUAUAUUUUGCGAUGUGAGUGAACAUUCAUUUCUAGUAGAAAUUGAAGGUUCUGCACUUGUAUAUAGUCAACACUGUAUAUAAGGAAGAUAAAACUUUGAAUUCCUAUUUA